AUGUCAUCUAGACCACAAGUUUCUGUUGUCACCAUUCAAGGUGAACAAUCUAGCACCCAAUUACCAUUACCAGCAGUUUUCUCUGCACCAGUGAGACCAGAUAUUGUCCACUCAGUUUUUGUUAGAAUUAACAAGAACAAGAGACAAGCUUAUGCUGUUGCUGAAAAUGCUGGUCACCAGACUUCUGCCGAGUCUUGGGGUACUGGUAGAGCUGUUGCUAGAAUUCCAAGAGUUGGUGGUGGUGGUACUCACCGUUCUGGUCAAGCUGCUUUUGGUAACAUGUGUAGAGGUGGUCGUAUGUUUGCUCCAACCAAGACAUGGAGAAAGUGGAAUGUCAAGGUUAACCACAAUGAAAAAAGGUAUGCUACUGCUUCAGCUAUUGCUGCUUCAGCUGUUACCUCAUUGGUUCUUGCUAGAGGACACAGGGUUGAAAACGUUAAGGAAAUUCCAUUAGUUGUUUCUAAUGAAUUCGAGUCAGUUACCAAAACCAAGGAUGCUGUCGCCGUUUUGAAAGCUAUUGGUGCUCACAAAGAUGUUGUUAAGGUUAUCAAAUCAAAGAAGAUGAGAGCCGGUAAGGGUAAAUUGAGAGGCAGAAGAUUUACUCAAAGAAGAGGUCCAUUGGUUGUUUACAAUGAAGACAAUGGUUUAGUCAAGGCCUUGAGAAACAUCCCAGGUGUUGAAACUUCUUCAGUUAAGCAUUUGGGUUUGUUGCAAUUAGCUCCAGGUGCUCACUUGGGUAGAUUCAUUAUCUGGACCCAAUCAGCUAUUGAAGCUUUGGAUUCAGUCUACGGAUCAGAAUCAACCAAAUCGAUCAAAUCCAACUACUCUUUACCAACAAACAUUAUUUCAAACACCGAUGUUACUAGAUUGAUCAAUUCCGCUGAAGUCCAAGCUGUUGUUAGACCAGCUGGUGAAUCAUCUCAAAAGAAGACUCACGUUUUGAAGAAGAACCCAUUGAAGAACAAACAAGUUUUGUUGAGAUUGAACCCAUAUGCUAAAGCAUACUCUGCUGAAAAGCUUGGUUCUGCUAAAGUUGAAAAAUCAAAAGCUAAACCAUCUAAAGGUCAAUUUGCUUCAGUCUUGAAAAAUUAA
This is a messenger RNA of Lodderomyces oxycetoniae, 1092 nucleotides long. RefSeq names its product 60S ribosomal protein uL4 (gene RPL4B). Gene Ontology annotation, biological process: translation. The transcript has a single exon. Gene Ontology annotation, cellular component: cytosolic large ribosomal subunit; ribosome. Gene Ontology annotation, molecular function: RNA binding; structural constituent of ribosome. Bases 1 to 1092 code for a protein of 363 amino acids. The record is from RefSeq and is a predicted model, not a curated record. Lineage: Eukaryota; Fungi; Ascomycota; Pichiomycetes; Serinales; Debaryomycetaceae.